AUGCCGAUAACCAACGAAUUUACAGGAUCCUCGCUCCUGGAGGAUGAGGCGGUGGUGCUGAAGGAUUACGUCAUUGGCCAGCGCCUUGGAGAGGGUAGCUUUGGUUCCGUCUACCAUGUGACGUACGUGCCAUCGGGUGAGAAAUUCGCACUGAAGAUUCUGCAGAAUGACUGCUUCUUCGGAUGUGAAUCACGGAUUAUACAGGAGGCAACUGUUAUGCAGUCGCUGGAGCAUCCAUAUGUGGUGAAGCUGUACAAGUUUCUGCAGAGCACCUCAUCAUUUUACUUUGUGCUGGAGUUGGCGGAGGGGGGUGAGCUGUUUGAUCUUAUUAUCUCCGAAACGUACUUCUCGGAGGAGAAUGCGCGGCGGUACUUUCAGCAGCUUAUCUCCGCCAUUGACUACUGCCACGGAAAGGGUGUGGCACACGGCGAUUUAAAGGCAGAAAACCUGCUGCUUGGGAAGAACAAGAACUUGCUUGUGUGCGACUUUGGCUUUUCCAGCCGGCCGGAGCUUGAGGAGCUUCACGACGAUGACACGAGUGAGCAGGCGGUGAAUCUGCGUCCGAUUGGGACGCUGCACUACAACUCCCCCGAGGCAAUCUCCGACCCAGAAAGUCCUGCUGCGCAGGAUCCCUUUCUGCAGGACCUAUGGAGUGCGGGGGUCAUUCUGUUUUUCAUGCUCACCGGUCGUCUACCUUUUGACGGUCGUAGCGACGAGGAGACACUACGCCUUAUUCAAAGAGGAACGCUCAGCUUUCAGGAGGAGGAGGAGCAGCGUCUCACUCCAAGCGCCAGGUCAAUUUUGCUCUCGAUGCUCGGGCGCGAGCCCACCGAUCGUCCAACGCUGCAGCAAAUCAUUGAGGAUGAGUGGUUUGGUGAGAGCUUUGAUGCCGCUCUUUUUCCUCACCGCAAGUUCCUCAAGCGGUCCGUCACGUUCCUUGACUUUUCAAAGCAACACCGCGUGACCCGCGAGGAGGAGGACGCGUUGAGGGCGGCGUUUGACAAAAUCGCUAUCGACGGCUACGAAAACAUUACUCGGGACGAAAUACGGGACAUGCUCGCCACCUUGCACGGGAGCCAAGUAGAAGCGGAGGUUGUGUCGGAGCUUAUGCAGCUUCUCACCGGAGACGCCAAGAGUAAAUUUGUGACGUAUGGGCAGUUUCGUGACGCGUGGGUCAACAAGGGCCUCGGGAAGCGGAGCUUUCGGGCGCAGAACGACUUUCAGUUGUUGAAAAUUAUGGACGCGCAGACGGUGGACGCGGAGAAGAAGGAGGUGCGGCAGUUGCGCUCUGCCUUUGACAGCGUGGAUGUUUUGCACACCGGCGCGAUCACGGUGGAGCAGUGCGAGCGGCUGUUUGAGCGCUGUAAUAUUAGUGCGACUGCGGAAGACAUCCAGAGCCUAAUGCGCUUCUUUGACGAGCCUAACUACUCCGGUGGCAGAGGCAUUACGUUUGAUAAGUUUGUGAAGGGAGUGAUGAAGCGGGAGGUGCUCGUGCGGCACCCGAUGGGGAAAAAACUUGCUGACGCUACAAACCUGUCAGAGAUGCGGCAGUUGCAUAACGAGAACGAGUGUGUGAAUCAUGGUUUUUUUGUUGCCGGGGAGCAAGACGCCAUUGCAGAGAAGUUGCGUAGCUGUCAAGAGCGUCUUAUGCCGAUACUCAUUGACGACGUUGCAUCCAAGACGGAGACUGUGCACUCGUUUCGUUAUCGUGGCUCCGCCGCAAUGGAAACCGGCAUCACCAUGGAGUUCGCCAUGCGCUCGUUGCCGGCCUCUGCCAAUGAGGCGGGGACGACGUUAGGGAUGGACCCCUUCAUCGAGGCGUUAGCGCUCGGCACCCCACUGGCCCGUGGCUCGGGUCCCCCCUCACUGUCGAAGUCGCUUCCACGAAACUCAUUCCUUGGCACUCCCAACGGGAAGCACAAAACCAACGGUUUGUCCACGCAAGCCAUGGACCCCUCAACGCAGGCGGCAGUGAUGCAGACACGCCGCAAAUUUCUGCGUGAUUCCAGCGGUUCCAAGCUGAUGAUUGGCGUCUGCGACGUCGACGUGAUUUUGGCCUCGGCGUCUCCCGGCUACACCCUUGUGCGUCUUCGCCGCAUUCAAGGUCUAACUAACGAUUUUCAUGAGGCGGUGGCGUACAUCUCCAGCCUGCUCAAGGCGGAGCGAGAGCAGGCCAUGAACGACAUCCUCCCAUGCGGCGAAAGCGAGCUGCUGUGA
This is a messenger RNA of Trypanosoma rangeli, 2217 nucleotides long. Its product is annotated as putative protein kinase. Lineage: Eukaryota; Euglenozoa; Kinetoplastea; Trypanosomatida; Trypanosomatidae. The transcript has a single exon. The record is from RefSeq and is a predicted model, not a curated record. Gene Ontology annotation, molecular function: ATP binding; calcium ion binding; protein kinase activity. Gene Ontology annotation, biological process: protein phosphorylation. The coding region runs from base 1 to 2217 and encodes 738 amino acids.